Molecule: messenger RNA, 1651 nt
Organism: Erpetoichthys calabaricus (reedfish)
Lineage: Eukaryota; Metazoa; Chordata; Cladistia; Polypteriformes; Polypteridae
Product: chromosome alignment-maintaining phosphoprotein 1-like
Exons: 2
Coding region: 178-1215 (345 amino acids)
Biological process (GO): attachment of mitotic spindle microtubules to kinetochore
Source: RefSeq, a predicted model, not a curated record
CCGAUUGGCUCGCAAGUGAUUACAACGUAUGCGACGACAGGCCUGAAUGUUACGUCUUUUUGGAAGCGUUGUUCGGUUUGAGUUUAUUAUUUUGUUAGCUAAAUUUAAAAGAAUUUUGACACAUUAUAUGGAUUUGUAAUCUUGUGCUGAUUGGCCAUUGUGCAUAUUGUACACAAAAUGGAGACAAGCAAACAAGUGCUUAACAUAACUGGGCAUUUACAGUGCGCUUAUUGUAGUUAUCAGUGUAUAAGCAAUGAAAACUUUCAGAUUCAUAUUGGUACUUAUCACCCAGUGCACUGUGAAAAUGUUGAUAUAGGCAGACUUGGAAAGGUCAUCUUUUAUCAGAGAAGCCCCAAGCUUUUCCAUUGUCAGAUGUGCUUUUUCACUGGUAAGACAUAUACAAGUGUGUAUGACCAUGUUAUAAUCCGACACUCCUUUUCAGGAAGUGCCAACAAUUCAAUGUCCAAAAAUAAAGGCAAGGAGAAUGAGGUGCCCAAAGUUACACCUAGUGGCAAUCAGGUGGCACUAGUUAAACCGGAAGGUGAUAAGAUGAAAGUCACCAGUGAUCCAAAAGAAGAAAAAAAUGAUAUGGAGUCAGAGUUCUUUUGCAGCACACCAGCAAAGUUUACACCACUUAACAGCACGAAUGACAGUGAGUUGGAGAUUUCAGAUCUGGGCAGUCCUGAUGCAUCAAAAACUGAAAAUAACCUAAAAAGAAAGCGAAAUGACAGCAAUGAAGAAGAUAAUUCACAAACUGAGAAAGAAGGUGAUGACAGCAGUGCCAUGCUAGAUGAUAGCUCGGCUAGUUUAAAAAUGCAAGCUGAGCCUGAUGAAGCCAAAGAGACUGCCCAGGAUGAAGAAGAGGAAUUUUUAUCGAAAUAUAUUCGUCGGAAUGUAGGCAGGUACUACUGCAAAAUCUGCAACUGGCGUGGCAAAAUGAAAGGCUUUGUGCUGUAUCAUGUAAGCAGAAAGCACAAUAUUCCCAAACCUUAUGCAUGCAAAGAAUGUGACAAGUCCUUCUUUCUGGAAAGUCUACUAAACAAUCAUGUGAACCUUCACCACAAGCAAGGACUAUACAAAUGCCCCUACUGCAAUUUUGAGUCAAACUUUCUCCGAGGCAUCCGGAAGCAUCUGAAGCACUGUAACUCCCAACAUGGGGAAGUAGUGGAACAUGAGACUUGGGAAAGUGAUGAACAGAUGGAGGACUUAAAUUAAAAGAUCAUUACUUUUAAGCAUAGUAUUGCUUUCUUAGAUGUGCUUUUUUCUUUUGUGUUUGUGUGUUUCAUUAAUUGAAUAUUUAGUCCAAAUAACAUGCUUACACAGAGUUAUGCUUCUUGACUUACCUAAGUGUAAAUCGUUGUAGGAAAUCAAUUUAGAAAGUGACUUAAAAAGUAUUUUUUUAUAUUCCAAAUGUGUUACACAACUAAACAUUGAAAUACAUUUUAGUAAGCAUUGCAUGAUUGCCUUUAGUUUCAUUUAUCUCACAUAGUUGUGGUCAACUUUGAUACAAGGUAAAGAAAUUUUAUUGGAAUAUGUGUAAAAGAGAAAUGGAUUUUAAUGACAGAGAUACAUGAUAGACCUCUGCCAACUAGGAAGAUGUGUCAAGUGAAAAUGUAUGUAUUAUGCCAUUAUUAAAGAAUUUUUAACUUGA